Messenger RNA from Mesocestoides corti, 3618 nucleotides. The record is from the annotation of a GenBank genome assembly. NCBI's taxonomy places the organism in Eukaryota, Metazoa, Platyhelminthes, Cestoda, Cyclophyllidea, Mesocestoididae.
AUGGACACAAUGCUUUAUGAGACCGCGGGUAUUGCCUGGCCUGGCAGCGGAAUCGAUCGUCUGCAGCCUCUCUUGGGGGAUGUUUGGGCAAAGCCGGGGGAAGACGUGGUCCGAAUAAACCCAAGAGGAGAAGGGGGUGAGGUAUUCCCGAGAGAGCGAGGGAGGGAGGGGGGUCACAGUGUGUCAGAGAGGGAGGGAAGGGGCUGUGGCGCUGGCUACGCCCGCUCUCGCCGCCUCUACACGCUUAUCCUCGAGGCAUAUGACACAAAACCGGACGCUUCUGUGGAGUACCUUGUCGACAGAACCAUCCACCAUGGAAUCCUUCUGCCCACUUCCUCCUCCUCGCUCGAAUGGCAGCCAGCCAUCAUCGAUUCUGAGACGUCCAGCUACAAAAUGGCCCUACGACUGACCUGUUCGCCGCACCGUUUCGGCGAGGACUGUUCAAGAGAAUGCAAGCCGGAGCCGGACAGAUUCACCUGCGACAAACACGGGCACCGCAUCUGCGCUAGCGGAUGGAGCGGCAGCGAUUGCAGUCAGCCAAUUUGCCGCAAGGGCUGCCACAAAACCCAUGGAAGGUGCUCUGUGCCCGGCGAAUGCAGGUGUGCCAACGGCUGGAAGGGAGAGCUGUGCAACGAAUGCAUCACGUACCCGGGGUGUCGACACGGAACCUGCGACGACGCCCCGUUCACGUGCCGCUAUAUGGAUUACUGCGAGCGUCACAAGCCCUGCCUGAAUGGGGGCAUUUGCAAGAACACAAACAUCACCUCGCAGCCUUUUCAGUGCGUUUGUCCUCGCGGCUGGAGGGGCGAUACGUGUGAGAAGAAGUUGAAGGCGUGUGACCUGAAUCCCUGCAAACGUGGACACUGUCGCGAAAACUCCGACGGCGGUUUCGAAUGUGUCUGCGAGCCUGGCUGGCGAGGCGAUCUGUGCGAUCAAAAUAUCGAUUUCUGCGAGCAGAACAUCUGCAUGAACGGGGGCACGUGCCAGGACCUGGAUGGCCUGGGCUUCAGGUGCAUCUGCCCAAGGGGCUUCGGGGGCUCGGUGUGCCAGCUGCGCUCGCCCUGCCUCGACUCGCAGUGUGUCCACGCCCACAAGUGUACUCAACUCGCCACAGCCUCCAACGGCAUCAAACACGACUGCGUCUGCCUACCUGGCUGGACCGGUGAACUGUGCGAUCAAAAUAUCGACGACUGCGUGGACAAAUGCCUCAAUGGGGGAACUUGUCACGAUUUAAUUGGCGACUACUACUGCACGUGCCCCGACGGUUUUUCUGGGAGGAAUUGCGAAAUCAACCACAAAUGCGCCUCCAAUCCCUGCCAGAAUGGUGGCAUUUGUGUUGAAGUUGAAGGCGGAUUCGAGUGCGUCUGUCCGGAGGGUGUCACCGGUGACUUCUGUGAGCACGCAAAACGUGGAUGCGAUCCGAAUCCUUGCGAAAACCAGGCACCCUGUUACAACCUCACGCCGCACAACUACUUCUGCAAGUGCAAUGCAAGUUUCUUCGGCCGUCAUUGCGAGCACCCGCGUCCCUACUGCGGUCCUCAGGGGUGCAGCGGUCUGGUGGACCCCUGCUCCGACCACACCUCUCCAAUGCAGAUCCCCCUUCUCCCCGCAGUGACCUUCAACGCACAGUCGACGGCCGUGAUGACCGGGUCGUGUGGAGACCACGGCAUCUGCCUUCGGGAUCCCCAGACGGCCGAGCACUCGUGCUACUGCGAAAACGGCUACACCGGACGCUUCUGCCAGCAGAGGAAGGACACGUGCGCGGAGAUGAGGCAGCUCUGUCGAAACCAUGGAGUCUGUGUGAACGGCGACGCUGGAACCUUCCACUGCCUGUGCCCUGAGGGUUACACCGGCACAUUCUGUGAACGAGAAAAGCAGCCUUGUGGGGAGCAGCCGUGUCGGAAUGGCGGUUACUGUCAGCAGACAGAACCCGGAGUCUUCCAGUGUCGCUGCGCCGCCGGCUGGACUGGUCGGUGGUGCCACCUGCCGAACCUCAACCCCUGUGCCACAUCGGAGCCCUGCUACAACGGGGGCACCUGCGUGGAGGACAGCCUCAGUCCGAACGGGUUCUUUUGUCAAUGCACCACCGGAUGGAGUGGACAGUUCUGCCAAAAACGUUCUCCAGAAUACGACGCGUGCCGGAGCUCCAAGCCCUGCCGUAAUGGCGGCACUUGCAUCAGCGUUGGCAAGAAUUUUCGAUGUCUCUGUCCGCCGGGGUUCGCUGGACUGCACUGCGAGGAUGACAUUGACGAAUGCCAAAGCAAUCCAUGUCAGAAUGGAGGGAAAUGUCGCGACCUCGUGAACGGCUUUGAAUGCGAAUGUCCUGAGGGCUUCAUGGGCGCGGACUGUCGUCACAACAUUAACGAGUGCGUAACCCACCCCUGUGCCUACGGGGCUACGUGUGUGGACAAGAUUGGCACCUACGAGUGCGUCUGCCCCGAGGGUCGAAGCGGUCGGCACUGCGAGGAGGUGAGUCCCGAGGUGAAGCCGAAGCCACCGUCCUGCAGGUUCAACCACCGCAUCUUCGACCACGGCGAAAGGUGGGCCUGGCAGUGCGAGACCUGCGAGUGUGUGGAGGGCUCCAUCGUCUGCGAGCGGGAGUUUUGUGGCUACUGGUCAUGCCUGAACGCCGUUGGGGCAGAUGACCCCUACAAGUGUCGAGAUGGUGAGGUCUGCCACGUGCUCACACCGGCUGCUCAAUCACCGCUCUGCCUCACGCCACCGUGCUACGCUCGUGCGGUUUGCGUGAAUGCCACUCAAACGGCUCGACCCAGCCUCCUCACGCCCCUCGGCUUGCCCCCCGCGUUGCCAGGGUGUCGGCCCAACGCCGCCUUCUUGACCAAUCAGUGCGCGCGGAUCGGUGUCACAGUAGCCCGUACACGCCUGCCCUACGGGGUUUCCGUGGAGGACUUUUGCAACGCCGUCCGAGCUCUACCUGCCAUGCAGAAAAUGAAAUUAUCGACCAACGGGGGAGGUCUCUUGGGGAUGAGUUGCUUUGCUCACAAGGAAGUGUCACUGAUAAAUUUGCAAGUUUUCGGUUCGGAGGCUUAUCGACGAACACUCAUUGCAAUCACAUGCUUUGAAAUUACCCUCAGUUCGACAGACGAGCGCAUUCGCAAGAACGACGAAGGCAAGGAGUUUGUCUUUGUUCAACGCUUCGCCCAAACCAUCGCCGCCGCCAUCCGUCAGAACGCCUCCACGAACGUGACGCAUGAAGAGGCCGCUGGGGACACCCACCUGCCCUCAGUGGCUCUCAUGGUCGGCGCGAAAUCGCACGACUACUACUGGCACACCAUAAUACUCGGUGUGGCUGAAAUCAACGUCGAGACUGUGCUUGUGAAGGAUGACGAAACUCAAGUUAACCGCCGAUCUCUUGUCUCCUCGACAGCGCACAACCCACUCCUCGUGCCCCUCGCCUGCUCCCUGGUCGUGGCCGUGGGGGCCCUCUGCACUUUGAUCAUCUGCGUGUGCGCCCACCGCAAACACCAGGAACUGCUCGAGAGGUACUCCAAGAAGCCCUGCCCCGAGAACACCACCGCGGUGUCAAUUCAACAGCCACCACCUACCUACCAGCCGGGCGUCAUCUAUCCAACCCAACAACAAAGAAGCGUCAGAUGA